Molecule: messenger RNA, 726 nt
Organism: Pelobates cultripes (western spadefoot toad)
Lineage: Eukaryota; Metazoa; Chordata; Amphibia; Anura; Pelobatidae
Source: the annotation of a GenBank genome assembly
AUGGAUAAUAGAGAAAGCAAGAGAGUUCCAGAAAAAAUCUACUUCCGCUUCAUGUACUAUUCUAAAGCCUUUGACUGUGUGGAUCACAACAACAUGUGGCAAGUUCUUAAAGAGAUGGGAGUACCAGAUCAUCUCAUCCGCCUCCUGAAGAAUCUGUAUGUGGACCAAGAAGCCACAGUCAGAACCGAACAUGGGACAACAGAAUGGUUCAAGAUCAGGAAAGGAGUGCGACAAGGUUGUAUAUUGUCACCUUAUUUAUUCAACUUAUAUGCGCAAUACAUAAUGCAUAAGGCUGGGCUGGAUGAAUCCAAAAAUGGAAUCAAUAUUGCUGGAAGAAAUAUCAACAACCUCAGAUACGCGGAUUAUACUACUCUGAUGGCUGAAAGUGAGGAAGAACUAAAGGACCUAUUGAUGAGGGUAAAAGAAGAGAGUGCAAAAGCUGGUUUGCUGCUCAACGUUAAAAAGACUAAGAUCAUGACAAACAGCAAUCUCAGUUCCUGGCAAAUAGAUGGGGAAGAAGUGGAGGCAGUGACAGAUUUUAUUUUCCUGGGAUCCAAGAUCUCUUCAGAUGGUGAAUGUAGUCAUGAAAUUAAAAGAUAUUUGCUUCUGGGGAGGAAAGCUAUGGCAUGCUUGGACAAGCUGUUAAAAACUAAAGAUAUUACACUAUCAACAAAGGUCUGCAUAGUCAGAACUAUGGUAUUUCCAGUUGUAACAUACGGAUGUUAG